Molecule: messenger RNA, 1537 nt
Organism: Ostrinia nubilalis (European corn borer)
Lineage: Eukaryota; Metazoa; Arthropoda; Insecta; Lepidoptera; Crambidae
Exons: 3
Coding region: 1-324 (107 amino acids)
Source: RefSeq, a predicted model, not a curated record
AUGCAUGAGGCUAGAUUACAUCUAGCCUACCCUUUAGACGGCGAUCGGCUGGCGCUUAAGGUGGCAAACAUUCCCCUCCGAUCAGUGUGGGAGGUCACGAUGCGAUUAGAGUUGGUAGUGGAGGACGCGCGAGAGGUGCCCUGGCCGCGCGCGUGCGACGUGCGCGUGUCGCGCGUCGUGUCCGACGUGCGCGUGCCCGAGCACGAGGUCAAGCGCGCGCUGGCGGGCCUGCCGAGGGACUGGGGCCACGUGCCGAGGACUGUGUGGAAAAUCUUCAGGUACCUCAAAAACAAGACGAGCGAAGACGAUCUUCUGGGCGUGUGACGUCAUCGCUGCAUCGUCACAACUCUGUAAAUAUUGUUCUUUUAUGUUUGUGAAUCUAGAAUAACUGUGACCAUACAGACCUUGAAGUAUGAGAAUCCUGUGUAGUUAAUGCCCUGCUUGUAAGAAUUAACUCGACAUAAAUUAUUAUCACUCGUUAAAUUUACGGUAAAUUCAUGUUUUUUAACCCAAUGUAAUUAUUUUAGCCCAGGGGGUACCAUGGAAAGAAAUCCUACUUCGUACUAUCCGUUCGCGAUAAGUUUGCCGCUGGCGAUAUGACGUUACUCGAAGGGUAACGUCUAUAACUUUAUCAAACUAUAUUUAAAAUAUUUUUUAUUUAUUAUUAUUGAUAAAAAUUGUGUAUUUGGGUAAAAUAAGACACAUUAAUUGCGUUUAAUCACCAACUAAUUGCGUUUAAUCGCGGUUGGAGGAGGGGACGCGCAUUCCACGGACCGGCAAACUUCAAUGCGUCAAAUAGUUCGUCACACCCAAAGUAUAGAUGACCCACGCUGAACUGUCCCACCAAACUCAAUGACAGGGGGGCGCUACCAUCGUUCAACUAUAUGGUUUCCAACAUGGCAAAAAUCGGCACCAGCGAUCCGGUAUUGACGGUGGCGCCCCACUGUCAAUGUCAUGCAUAGGACAGUUCAGUAUUUUGGAACUAUAGCCAAUAAGUUCGCAACACGUCCUUGUGAGGGUUUUCGCGAUUGAAAAAUCCGCCAGAUGGCAAUACGUAGACGGGAGGUCCAAAUGCUGCAUGAUUGGUGGAUUUUGACAUAUCUGUCAAUGUCAUGUCAAAAAUAACCAAUCAUGCAGCAUUUGGACCUCGCGUCUACGUAUUGCCAUCUGGCGGAUUUUUCAAGACUGUACCAAACUAGCGAUUACGUAGAUUACAGUCAGCGUCAAAUGUUUUUACCCCACUACGCCAGAAGGAGAGUUAUGUUUUUCACAACAUUGCUAAACAAGUAAUCAUAACAGUCACAAACUCCAAAUUUUUUUUCGAUGGUAUUCCCUAGGAUAAUAGUAAUAUGAAAUGUGCAUUUUUUUUUGGUGUACAGUCGUUCUACACCCAAAAAUAUUUUUUUUGUUGUAUGUAAUAAAUAAGACUGCGUGUGUAAGGCUCAAAGUAGUAACCUUGUUCCAUGUUAUGUAAGUUGCGAUGUUUUCUUAAAAAAUGUUUAGACUUUUUAUAAAUAUAUUCAUUUUGUGAACGAAA